AUGCCCGAUCACCCUCGUCGUCCGCCACCCGGUAGGAGCUUCCCUUUUCUGCGUAAAGGAGAUGGACAAAAAACUAAGAUAAGCAAUUAUACAAUUCUAAAAAUGUGUAUGGUGGAAAAUGGCAAACUAAAGACGUUAUACCCACAACUUCGGAAUCAGAUGGCGCUGGAACAAGUGCUAAUAGAGGUUGGCAGUACUCUUCUGUUCCGAGAACGAUUCGAACAAAUGAUGAUGGAUUUGUCAGAGAGUGUGGAAGUCCAACACACGAUGAUGAAUUAUUCACUCACUCCUCCUACCGUUGGCUCAACGUCUCCUAUGCUCGCAAGCACACCACAACCUAGGGCAGAGUGGCAAUUACCACAACAGUCACAACAUGUUCCCGCCUUAGAAACUUCGAUACUCGGUGACAUUACAAAUGCUGGUUCUGUCGAUAGUGGUAAUCUUAUUGCUAACUCACGUGCCCCUCAUCCUGUUCCUGGUCAUGACAUUAGACCACUGCGUCAGAGAGGUUACACAGACGUGGAAAAGAAGUUGGUUGAACAGCUGCGAAAUGCUAUUGCACAUCUUGAUCUUGCCGAUAUGGAACAACAAAAGAAAGCUAAAGAAGUCUUGUUGUUAGUAAUCUUCAUCUUUAUUGGAUUGUAUUUAUGGUUGGAAGAGGCGUAUCUUCAAUUUCGUGAUCACGUACGCGAAUUCGAGGAGCAGAAAGACCUAGAGAAAGAAAGAGUUCAGCGUAUUCGUCGGCAACUUGAGAGAGAGAGGAAAACCAUCAAUAAAACUGGUGGUGAGAGGGAUAAAGUUGUAGCUGAGCAGAUAGAAGAUUUAAUGAAAGCCAUAACGCAAAAGGAUCGACAAAUAUCAUCGCUGCGUCUACGUCUGCGAAAGGCUGAAGAACUGAGUCAGACGAAGGAGAAAGAAUUGGAGGAAAAUAACAAAAAAGUAGACCGAUUGGAAAGAACUGUUAACACAUUGCAGCGGCAAUUGGCUCAAGUUCGUGGAAAUUACGCCAAACAGACACAUGAGAUGGCUGCAGAGCUUCAGGCAGCUCGAGCGCACAACCUGCGAAGAAAGGGUUCCAUUGGAUUGCUACCAACUGUGAACGACCAAACUGUUCAUGGAAAGUCCGUGGACACAGUUGAUCCGCAAGUUUCGGAACAACAAAGGUCAACUCAAGAACGACCAAAAUCUGUCAGUUGGGCGGACAAACCUGUACCUGCGCAUGUUUUACCGAAUACAACAUCUUACACAAGUGGAUCCAGUCAAAUGAAGUUCAUGGAGCAAGGAGUUGGCUACUUUGGUUUAUGUCGGCUGUUUAAAAAUGAAAUUGGUGACUGGACGAAAGUAACAACAACCGAUUGUGGUUGUGACUUUUACGAAUACAGCAACUCCGAUGUUCGUUGGAUCAGCUGCGACCGCACUGUUGAGGUAAACUACUUCGGCAUCGUUGGGGCAACAAUUGUUACACUUAUAAAAGGAUGCAGUAUUCGGUAUUUCAACAAUGGACAGAUUGAACUAUUUCGUCUCUCCGGAGAGAUUUCUCGAUUUGAUCCUGUGACCAAGCGGCGGACUGAGACUAUGAUUCACUCUGAUGGUUCGAAAUACGUCGAAAUUUUCGAUUCAACUGGCUGCUUUGUCCGCAUUGAAGGAACUAAUCGUACUUCGCAUAAUUUUGGAGAGCGGUCAUCCUAUCGUGGACAUCCAUCUGAUCGUCAUGUGUACAAUCACAGUAAUUCUGAGCCAGAAUGGAUAGAACCGGAGUACAAUGCGCGACGAUGUCCUGAUGGCUCAUUGAAGAUAAAAUUCUCCAACGUUAUGGUGUGCUGCCUCGGUGUAGAAGAUGUUGGCUAUGUGAAGCAUACAACUCGUUUGGAAAAUGGAAGCGAACGGAAGCGGAUGUGUGUGGAAUGGGGACAUGUGGCUAGAGCAAGGCAACGGCAGAUCGAAGCUCGAAAGUGCCAAGAACUAGUUGCCCUUAAUGCAACGAUUGCCGAUUUUGCUCCCCAAAUCAACCCCGCUGACGAGUGGUUGCUGAUGGCAGCGUUAGAUAGGAAACUAGCUGAGAGAAACCUAAAGCAAGGGCCUCCAUUGCUGUUUAUUGUCGAGAACCAGCAGGUAGUUCUAGCGUGUAGUCCUCAAAAAGUAGCACGAUUUCUUCGCUCUCUCACUGGUGGAGCUAUUGAUGGGCCACGAUCUGUUCACGGUCUCACAUCUUUUUACACUACAGCGGGUCUUAAAGCUCGUUGGUGUGGGAAGGCGGUCGCAGUCAACUCGUCAGCUUUCGCUUCCACCUACUCCUUGCGCCAGAAACACCCAUUUAUUCAAGUGGAAACGGAUGCUAAAAAAAUUAACGUGCAUAAUUGUGAGAUAUGGGAACUUCCUUUAAAAGCGGGUUCUGUGCAGUUCCACCUAUGCCUUAUCCGUCCUCGUUUUCUUGGGGACAUAUUAAAGCUGAAAACGCAAAUGCUGGGCCAAGAUUUGAAAGACAUUCUGAACGAAUUGUUGAAGACCAAGAGCCAGCACUGCAAAUUACUGCUACCAGUGUUUUCGCUAAAAUGCGAAGAGAAUUUGGAGCACACAUGGAUGAAACACGGAACUGGGAAUAUGGGUGAAGAUGCCGUGUUGCCACCGUUUGACGCAAUUUGGAAUGUAACUAAGCUGUCGAUUAGUCUUGAAGGUGUCAAUACACUAGACCUUAAGCUCGCGCCAAAUCCACUUCUGCCUCCGUCUUAUCGCUCUUACUACACCUCGGAGGAUUUGUGGCAACCUCAUCCAGCGCCUGGAACUUCUAUCGACUCUUCAUUUCUCUUCGUAAUCACUCAACGAGGAAGCAUACCUCUUCUGGCUGGGUGCUAUGCGGGUCAUCCGCCUCCUUCGAAUGCCGCAUUCACAUUGCUCGCUCCGAAUAGGAUUAGAAGUAAACCGCCUCCGAAAAUCGAUCCAAGACCCAGCGUAAAAUUAACCAAGAAGCAGAAAAAGGCUCUGAAAGUACGUCGUCAGAGAGCAGCUAAAAUAAAAAUGCGAGCAGAACGUCCACGAAAUAAAACAUUGAAAAAGAAAAAAGAAACCGACGAUAGGCUGGUGGUGGGUGUUACCAACCCUGUACCUCUGUCAAAAUAA
This is a messenger RNA of Angiostrongylus costaricensis, 3117 nucleotides long. The record is from the annotation of a GenBank genome assembly. NCBI's taxonomy places the organism in Eukaryota, Metazoa, Nematoda, Chromadorea, Rhabditida, Metastrongylidae.